Molecule: messenger RNA, 9955 nt
Organism: Porites evermanni
Lineage: Eukaryota; Metazoa; Cnidaria; Anthozoa; Scleractinia; Poritidae
Source: the annotation of a GenBank genome assembly
CAGGUCAUAGAUCCUGGACAGGAAACUGAAUAUGAAUCUGUGGAAGAGAUUUGCUAUUGCAGUGGCACAAAGGACAGGUAAGUCUGCAAUACUGCAUCCUUUAAAGCCCUAAUUAUCUGUACUGUUCUUUUGUGUGUGUGUGUGUGUUUUUUUAUGAUCUUAAAAAGAAGAAUGGUGAUUAGAAAAUUAAUGUACCUCUGGUAAACACCUGUUGCCUUCGGUAAUAAUUUUCUUUCCUUGGCCUUAGGUUUGUAGUAAGCAUAUCGCAAGGAUCAAGAUUUUGAAAUGAGAAAAGAUCUAGUAGCUUCCAUAGGAAAAUCUGAAUAUGUGUUUCAAUACACUUUUAAUACUUUGUUAUUUACAGUCCUUUUUUUGUCUCCUGUCCACAGCAAUAUGCUGCAGUGUAUUUUAUGCAGACGAUUGUUUCAUGUUGGUAAGUUUCCUAUACAGUGUUUAGUGAGGCUAACUAAAGGACUUAAAUUUUUUUUGUAAGUGUGUCUGUCUGUUUUGUGCUUUGUGCUGAUUGUUUGCUAUAGGGAUCGAUAACUUUUCUUUUUGAGCAAAUCCGUGCUGUAAAAGGCUGAGUAUUUACAAUUUUAUACUAUAUGUUCAGCCUUAAAAAGAUAGAAAGAAAAGGGAAGGAAUAAAAAGUUUCUUUUUUUUUUCAGGCUGUCUUAAGAGUGGCAAACCCAGUGCACUUUUGGGAGAUUUGUUCUUUGAUUUAACAUGUGCAACUUGUUCUGUGGAAGGCUCAGAAUCUUGUACAAGACAAAACUUGAGCUGGUUGGUGUUGUUAAAUAAUCCAUUAACUGCUACUGUUAUUUUGGAUUCGGAAUAAAAUGAGUGGGAUGAAAGCGGUAAAAGAUGAAUGGAGGGAAAACGGUUAGGAAAUGAGGGAGAGGGAGAGGUGAAGGAAGGGAGGGAGGUAUGAAAAGCAGGAGGGAGGGAAGAAAUGAGAGAGAUAGAGAAUGGAGGAAUACAUGUACCAGUAAAGGAGAAAAAGAAGGAUUGAAGGAGGGAGGGGGUGGUACAUUUAUCAUGGAUGGAUGGAUGGAGAGAGAUAGCAAAUGGCUGAAGGAUGGAAAAAUGAGGGAAGGAUGGAAAGAGGAAGGGAAGAAAUGAUUGAGAGAUGGAAGGGUCAGGGAUGGGAGAGAUUGAGAAAAUAAGGGUGGGGUGAAAAGGGAAGUGAAGAAAAUUGGGAGGGAUAUGGAAGGAUGAAGGGUGUGAGAUAUGGAGAAAGGGAUGGAAAGAGGAUUAAAGAGAUGAAGAGAGUCAAUCAGGGGGGGAUGGAGGAGGAGGGAAUAGGGAAGAGUGAUGGAGGGAUAGACCUGGUCUGAUUCAACUGUCUUUUUCUAGGAUCCAGGCUGUUUACCUGUCAUUGUACAAUCUGUACUCCACCAGCAGGGGACGGAAAGGCUAUUUUAGAUGGAGGGAAGACAUAUGUCAUUUCAUUGACAAGAACUGGAUGGUUUUAUAUCCUAAGAAGUAAGCAUAGUCCUGCAGUUAUCUAAGCCUUGCUUAGUCAUCCUUAACCUUCUAUGAUGGACUCAUAAUUCUUCAAGUUAGUGUAUAAAAUAUUAUUAAUGAGCAAUAUUAGGAUUUUUUUGGUGUAUAUACUCAAAGUCUGGGUAGUGACAAUCAACUCUUUCCUAGUCAACCCUUUUUCCUCAUAGUAACUUCAGUCUACCUGUCCAAACAGUUUUUGGCUCCAGCUGGGUGUCCUGUAGCUCGUGUAUCUUCUUAGGAAAUUCUUUUUAAAGAAAAUGAAUGUAUCAAGCUUAACGUGUUGGGAAUCCUGUGGCAAAUAUUUACCUAAGGCUGUAGUUACACUGUGCCAGCCAGUUUUUCAGGCCGACACAAAAAACACUCCAGUUUAGUACUGUGUGAACACGUAUUCGAUAUGUGACUCUCCACUUUUAAUAGAGAUCAGUGUUGCAUAGCUUUGCUCUGUUACAGAAAUAAUCGUACUUAUGUGUGAACAGAAUCCCUAUACAGUAUGGUUGUCUUGCUAGAGCAAAAGCUGUCCAGUAUAGAGUGAACAUAACCUUAAUCUUUCAGGAAAAAGACAAACAAUUGGGCGAGUACAGUGGCUGGUGUAUUGUCAUCGGGGUGUCCUCAGUUUUUCAAGUCAGGACAAAAGGAAUUUAACAAAGAGACAGGAUGGUGGGCCUUACAGGAAAAUGUUGCACCAGCAGUAAAAUUUAAUGAACAAGGUUUGUUUCUUCUUUUCUUAUUUAUUGCAAUUUUUCCUAAUGAAAAUAAUAAAAAAAUGUUGAUUUUUUUUCUUACCAAAUUUAUUACCAAAUGUGUGUCUGCAACAUGAUUUUUGUUUAACUACAGGAAGUAUGGUUAAUAAACGUAAAAGAAAAGGAGGAAACCAGGCCUCAGGAAACAGGUCAAAGAUCUCUCAAAACAUAGACAAAGGACUGCCUUUAAUGGAACUCACACAACCUACACUGGAUGAUGAACACAAAGCACAGGUAUGAGAUCUUUUCCAGUGUCUUGCACCUCAUGUAAUGAUAUCACCCGAUGUAAGGAGACAGUCUUGGAUUCUGGAUCCCACUCCGUGGAUUCAGGAUUCUUAGUCAGUGGAACUUGGAUCCAGAUUCCAAGCAUAGACCUAUUCGGCUAACGCAAUGUUGUACCCAAUUCAAAUCUCCCGGGGAUAAGAUUCUUUGUGUAUUGCAUUUGCAUUAUAAUGUUGCAUUCACAUUUAAAUGAUAUGGAAAUUCCUGAAACAAACGUUUUAUUCCCAAAGGGUUUGAAUUGGGUACAACAUUGAGUUAGCCGAAUAGGUCUAUUAGUGGGAUUCUAGAUUCCUUGAGCUGUAAUCUGGACUCCAAAGCCCAGGAUUCCGCAUGCCAAAACUCACAUUUCCCAGAUUCCACCAUUCAGAUUCUCUUACCGGGUACAUCAAGGUUAAAAUGAUAGGAAGUUCGCAAUUACCCUGGUGACAGCAGUGAAGUAGAGACUAUAGGCAGCCAUCUUGCUUUCUUGUUCAAGUCCAUCAAGCAAAUGUGUGACAGCUGAAAUGGCCAUGCUUGCAACUGAAGGCCUGAAAAAAAGCCUGACACUUCACAUCUCCUGAACUCUCUGCUUUGCCACUAGCUGCUCACAUGUUUCGCAUGCCACUCCUCAAAUUUACAAAUCUUCUAGUGAAAAUGUACUUGUUAUAAAGUGAAAUCGUGUCCUUUUUAACUCCUUUUCAAUUAUUCCUACUGGUAUAAUUUGACAACUGCACUUUUAAGGCGAAUUUAAAUGCAGUAGUUAGUUCUCAGUUAAAAGUCAUCUAAGUUCAAGUGGGAAGGAAACAGUAGCAUGUGCUCAUGUCCUCCAUGAAACGUCACCUUAAAACCUUUUUACACAAACAAUCUUAACUUCGAAUUUUGAUUCAAUUUUAGGGGUUAUUUCAAAUCGAAAGGCAGUGUAAACAAACAACUGACACUGACGGAGAAGACAAUUUCCAAAUAAUCUCAGAAAAGAAAUAUGAAAGAGGCCUUUAUUUUUUCCUCUACACAGCAACCAACUAAUGACAUUUUCUGGUGAAUUUCUUCUAGUCAUUAGCUGUAACAGACAGUAGUAAAUCUGACGACUUAAUACCACAGUUACUUACCGACGAAGAUAUGCGUGAGCUAGACUCACUGAACUCUGAAUCAGGUGUGUAUUCGUCAUCGGGGGCCCUUCUCUCCAAAGUCCUGAUAGUUUUUCGGGCCCGAAAAGCACUUUUAUGUUUACCGUCUUUGCAGUCAAGAUCAAAGUUUCAAUAAUUUUGAAAAUGACACGAUAAAAGUAUUAGUUAACGAAGCAUGAUUGACCGGUUUUUGAGCUAGGAACCGUGCUACUAUGCAAGAGGCGUUGAUUUCAAAAUUUGCCUUCGGACCCGAAAAGGUACCGGGCUUUUCGAUAAACAGAGUUAACUUUUGCAAAGACUUUUGGGUCUGUUACAAGGAACUUUGAUACGAUCUCCAAUUUUGAAGAUCUCAUAGCUAAGAUCAUGAACUUCGUACAGGAAAACCAGCCUCAGAUUCUACGGACUUAUAAACCCUUAAACCCACUUUUUCUGUUUGUUUGUUUUUAAAAUACAAUCACUUGCUAUAGUUUCUUACUUUUCAUUGUAAUUUCCAGGAUUUGAUUCUUUCUCCAACCUCUUAUCAACGAGUUUUGAGGAUGUAGACAGCACUUCUUUCUUUUUUACUGGCGAAGAGGAGCAGGCAGGUUCGUUAGUUUUAUCCUAGAUGUAAACCAGUUUGUUCGUUAACUAGGGUCCUCUGUUCCGUUUCUGGCAGCGCGUGGUCUUCAAAAGAAGAGUUAAAGCUGAAGUUUAGGCUACAUAAUUAUACCUGUUUGAAGCCAGAGAUUAGAGUAUUUUACAUACCAGUUCUUUGGAGAUUCCCUACCCCAACUUUUGAAAACUAAUCGAGUGUCUGUUGGGUACGUAUUUAUGGAAACUGUGUGAACGUAGCGUGAGUUGUUGAAUAAUUUUGUGAAGCAUCUUUUUUACCCUUAGAUUCAGUAACCAAACAAGAUGAUACUGAAUCCGUAGCUUCGACUGUUACAUCAGAUAUUUCAAGUAAGAACCAACAGUCUGACUCACUCCAGACCAAGGUCAAGAGUAAGCCCAUUAAAACAACCGCGAGCACCUCCCAGUCAAGGUUAGUAUUACGCGUCUGCAAACUGAAUGCUACACACUUAGUGUGACCGUUCAAAUGAAACCUGUCCAGCAAUACUUUCGCAUGGUACUAUUUUUGGUGUAUGCUAUUCUAACUUUGGAGUCUGUGGACGAAAUCCUAUGGUGUUACCAUUCAAAUGUGGUCUCUUAAACAGUAUUUUCACAUGUUACUAUUUGUUUUGUACGUUGUACUAACUUUUGAAGCCUGUGCUUGACAUUCUGUGGUGUGACCAUUCUACUGAAACCUCAUUAGGCUGAAUUUCAGCCAUCUCGUCGAGUCGCAUACUAGAAGGGACGGCUGAAAUUCAGGCUAUUCUUUCACAUGGUACAAUUUUUUUUCAUUAUUUUUUUUUAGCGACAACAAAAACAAAUAUAAAUUUCUUAUUUUUCAUGAAUUUUUAUGUAAGCUACUCUUUAAAGAAAAAAGGGUUAACCGCACGCGAUGUUCGUUAACACUUUCUUGUUGCUUGCAGUUUAUUUGUGGUCUCGGAGGAAAAGGAAAAGGAUCUAUUACUGAGAUUAAAUUCCUGUCCUAAGGCGAUGUACCAUGACCCGGUGGCGAGGAGAUUUAGAAGGAAGCUUAUUCUACGCCAGGUAUCAUUAGAGACCUUUACAUUCUACGACGAGUACGACUACGAGUACGAGAUUUAACACAAAGUUUUUUUCGCGUAUUCUCAAAUAAUACACACCCUAUAUAGCUUCAUUGUACAUCUUUUUCACCAAAAAAAUAAGGAGGUUAAGCUAUCUCCCAGCCGCAAAAUGAUAAAACGUAUAACACUUUAUAACUUUUGUCCGCUAACACGACAUUCCCGCUAAAACUUGUAGCAGAAUGACGAUGACUAUCACGUUUUCCCGCCAAAAUUACGCUGGUUUACGCGCGCUUACUCGAGAAAAUCUCGUACUCGUCUUAGUAUCUAAAGCUCUCUUUUACAAGCGGACGACAACUUAGGUUAUGUUCACACUCUACCAGACAGUUUUUCGUCUCGACCCGAAUACCCAUCUGGUAUAGUAAAAACACCUACCCGAUUUUUGACUCCCCACUUUAGAGAUCGGCGAAGCACAACGUCGCUACGUUAUAGAAAUCGCGCUAAAAUCACCGUUCUUAUGUAUGAAGGGAAGCCCUAUCCAGUAAAGUAUAAACACCUAUCAGAUAUGUGACUCUCCACUUUAGAAAUAUACUUGCUACAAGUCGACCUCUUGGCGAGCGGAGCGAGCCUUGUUUGGCCGCGAAGCGGCCGACCGCGAGCAACGAAGUCGCGAGAGGUCGUCCUUCGUCCCGCGCCAUUUGAAAUCCUACGAAGGACUUUUUUGAAAGUCUACUUUAGAGAUCGGCGAAGCGCAACUUCGCUCCGUUAUAGAUUUCGCGCUAAAAUUACCGUUCUUAUGUAUGAAGGGAAGCUCUAUCCGGUAUGGUUUACGUGCCCGGGCAAAAGCUCUCCGGGGUAGUGUGAACACAGCCUUAAUUAGCAAAACCACACAUUUGCACAUACUACGAGAAGUUCUAGCAAGUGCUAUGAUAAGUUUAAUCACCAAAACAACACACUGCGAGGAGGUUUAAUUAUCAAAUUAAUUAGCAAAACAAAAAUUUGCACGUGCCACGAGAAAUUCCAGCAUGUGCCAUGAUAAGUUUAAUCACCAAAACAACACACUGCUUGUGAGGUUUAAUUAUCAAAACAAUAAAUUUCCAAGAAAGUUUUUGAGGCCCUGUCCACCGGAAUCCGCCGGAUAUUUGUGUCUUCAAGAUAGCUCUGAGAAAGGCUGCACGUGGCAUUGAUAGUGUAAAUAACGUAAUUCUCAUUUGUUCUAUUCAGCUGAAAAGGUCUAAAGGAUUGAAAUUAUUUGACCUGGACGAGUCUGUUUCCGAGGCUAUUAGUUCAACUGUGAGAUACAAGCUAACCCCAGAUGGCGCGGUACCAAUUGAGGUAAGCAAACGUGACGAAUAGUGCUAAACGUUGCCUUUCGUUUCUCGGUAUUUGGGAAGGCCUUGGGAGAGUAUAAGCGUAGUUUGUUGUUCGUCUCGAGUGUUUCUCGAGUGCUCCUGUUUCUUUUUCUCCAGGUUCUCUCUCGUUACGUCUCGUUAGAAGCCUAGACCGCAGCCAGUUUAGUAGGAGAAAAUAUUUAUUGGAAAGGCCUCGGAAAUAGGAGGGAACAAAGGAGAAUACUAACGCGAUUUCCCUUCUCUCAUUCUCAUCCGCCUCAUAUUCUCUCGUUAAUCUUAUUCUGUGCCUUAUGUAGUACGUAUUUCGUUUUGAGGAGGAAACUCGGAGGCCUUGGAAUUUGGAACUUCUUCAAAGCUCCACCAGACACGCAUGUUUGCGCGUAACAGCCUUCCCAGCUUUGAACCCUGGACUUUGCUUCCUGGUUAUAGUAAGUUUGUUUCUCUUUUGAUAGAAUCGCAGCACAUCUUCAGAUGUCGUUGAAGAAACUCGCGUCAAGCCCCUCAAACUUCAGGCUUCCUCAGCAUUUACUUCUACAGACAAUAUCCUCGAUAGAUUUCAGGUGAGACACGAAUAGAACUUCACAAAACCAUAUUUACUGUUCUAAAAUUACUCCCCCCCCCUUCCCCCUCGGAGGGCUUAUUUAUUUAAAGCCCAUUUGAACUUCCAGUUGGUAAAUAAACCAUCCCGAAUCAGUCCACACGAAGUUUCACAGUCGUGAUUGAUUAAUACAGUCUAUCAUAGUAUUAGUGAAGAAUAAUUAGGGGAGGGGAGGGGGGCUUAUUAACUUUCUUUCCCUGACGAGGAGGGGGGCUUAAUAGAGACGGGGUCCUAUUUGAGAGGGGGCGCUUAUUUAACUGAGAAAAGACGACGAUGUCAGUUCUCCAUAAAGAACUAGAAUACGAAAAAAAGUGGAAAAGCUCAUUUAGGUCAUGCAGCCGAGGAUCGGAAACAAGUCCGAACUUCCAGUUGGUAAAUAAACCAUCCCCAGGAGCCCAUCAAAUUGAUCAUUGAUCAUUGAAUUGAUCAUUUGAUGGGCUCCUGCCAUCCCGGAUCAGUCCACACGAAGUUUCACAGUAGUGAUUGAUUAAUACAGUCUAUCAUUUAUUAGUGACGAAUAAUUAGGGGAGGGGAGGGGAGGGGAGGGAAGGGGGGGGGCUUAUUAAGGGGGUGUGCGUAUUAGAGAGAGGGGACUUAUUUGAGAGGGGGUGCUUAAUAGAGGAUUUACGGUAUUCAUCUUUACUUUCCAGGCAUCUCCUCGAAUGCUUCCGAGUUCUCGCCCCAGGACUUGCUCGUUUUUAACAAGGCUCAUUGGUGGCGAUAAUCAGACGUUGUACAGACCUAUUACCAGUCCCUACACGUCCAGGAUACUGAAGCCAUUUAUCCGACGAGAUUAUGAGAGUAGACCUUUGAAGCUGAAGCUGUUGCAAGAUAUUGUCUCUCACUAUCACAGGUAUUCAUUACCAUAAAUCCUCUAUUAACCCUCUUCCCGGGGGGACUUUCAAGCGCGUUUGAGGGGGGAGGGUUUAUUGAGAGCGGUGACUCCUUGAAUUUACCGAUACGGGGGCUCUACUGUAUCGAUUCUCCAUAAAGAACUAGGACGCAAAGUGGAAAAGCUCAAGAAAAAGACGUUGGAGGUCUUGCAGCGGAAGAUAAAAACGAAUAUGACCUUUAAGCACAUGAAUAAAUCAUACCAGAUCAAUCCAUCUUUUAUUAAUUUGGUUGUGAAAAAUAAAGAGAGAGGAGAGGGCGGCUAAAAGAAAGGUGGGGGCUUUAAUAACUUUCUUCCCCUGAAAAAGAGGCAGAGCGGGGCGGGGGGGAGCUCUGUGAAGACUUGCGGUACUUUCAUAUGCAGUAUAAGGCUUAUAUUCUCUGAGCGGGGUACACAUCCCCCCUGAUGGACGGCGGGGUGUACUUUCAUACAUCAGCUAUAUACAGUACGCAACUGCUAUGCGUUAUUGACCAAGAUGGGUGGAUAUUUUCCAAGUUUCUUUUUGUGGUUUGAUGGGACCGAGGCCAAUAUUCAGGCAUCUUGACCAGUUUUUUGUUACGGGACCAACGCGGGAAAUCCCGAGCGGACAAAUGGGCCCAUACGCCCAUUCCGCCCGAGUAGCCAAUCAGAACACGGCAGGAUUGACUUCAUCUUGGCCGUUCACGAAUUCAGCCAUAUAAUAAAUGUGUGUUUUUCCAGCAGUUAUGUUUAGGUUAUGGUACAGAAAUCAAAGUGUAUUCGUCUAGAGCAAGUGAGUUAAAGCCACUGAAAAUGAGUAUAAUAAAUGUUCCUUUUUUAGGAAUGAUCCGGGUUGGAAACCACCACCUGUUGCUCCAAUUGAUUACUGCUACGUGCAACCGCAUCAUAUUCCAUCUGUAAACGCCAUGUGUAGAGAGUUCUUCUGGCCAGGAAUCGAUCGUAAGUUUUCUCAGUUUUACUUUUCUUCUUCCCCCUUCCUUCUCCCCUCUUCUUCCUCCUCCUCCUUCUCCUUCUCCUUCUCCUCCUCCCCUCCUCCUGCCCCUCCUCCUCCUCCUCCUCUGCCUCCUCCCCCUCCUCCUCCUCCUCCUCCUGCCCCUCCUCCUCCUUCUCCUCUGCCUCCUGCCCCUCCCCCUCCUCCUCCUCCUGCUCCUCCUCCCCCUCCUCCUCAUCAUCACCCUCUAUCCUCGUUAUCAUCAUCAUCGCCAUUGUCGUCAUCGUCAGCGUCGUCAUGAUCAUCCUUGCCAUCACUCCCCAUCUCCGUUAUCAUCUCCAUCAUUACCAUCACUCCGUUUUUUUUUUUGCUGCAUACUAAAUCUUUCUUUGUUUAUUGUUUCUGUUUAUAGUGUCUGAAUGUCUUCAAUAUCCUGACUUCAGCUGUGUUGUCCUUUACAAGUAAGAGACAUAGAUUAAAAUGCGUUUUUUUUGGCGGACUGCGGAGCUUCUAGCAGUCUAGAACGCAACUCUCUGCAGUAUCCAUAAUGCUUAUUUAAAAUGUAAUCGCAGGUCGUGUCAAGGAAAACACAUUUCACUUCACUGCGAUAUGGUAACAGCCGUUCGAUCUUUUCUUGCAGAAAAUUUGUCAUCGGUUUUGGCUUUAUGGUCCCGGAUGUGAAAUACAACGAGGCUUACAUCUCAUUCGUUUUAGUCCAUCCCGAGUGGCGCCGAGGGGGGAUUGGAACCUACAUGAUUUAUCACUUAAUUCAAACUUGCUUGGGUAAAGACGUGACACUCCAUGUAUCAGUCACGAAUCCAGCCAUGCUAAUGUAUCAGAAAUUCGGUUUCAAACCCGAGGAGUUCAUACGUGACUUUUAUAACCGAUAUUUACCCGACGAUAGUCCGCAGUGUAGGCAUGCGUUUUUUCUUCGACUUAGGAGAUAA